Molecule: messenger RNA, 327 nt
Organism: Staurois parvus
Lineage: Eukaryota; Metazoa; Chordata; Amphibia; Anura; Ranidae
Source: the annotation of a GenBank genome assembly
GUUACUCCUCUCACCGAAUCCCCCAAGGAAAAUCAGGAAGAAGAAAAAACCAGAAGAGGUAUCCAUAUUAGGCAUUAUUUGGAGGUUUUAUAUAAAGUAAAGGGGGUCCAGGAGCCCUUAAUAUCCCUGAAAGGCGUGUGACUCACUAUUAUCUGGUGAGUUUAUGUUUAUUUAUUUACUGGUGGAUGGUAUCAAAAGCACGGAAGAAUCCAAUGAAAAUUACAAUAUAAUUACAAUUUAAUUAAUUUUGUCACGGGACUGUUACUUUGGGAUUUUUUUGUCACUGGACUUAUUAAUUUAAAAAUUAUUUAUUUAUUUAUUUAUUUA